AUGACUGUGAUUCAAUUCACGCCCCUUUCGUCCCUAGUUCAACCCGCAUUUUGGCAUGACCUUGUGCGCCUGAAGAUUGAUGUACUGAAACUCUCUGCCGAGUCCCAACCUGUUACUGCAUCCUACUCUGCCGGAAAAUCAAUUGUAGAUAGAGAAACCGGUCAGGAUGUUGCGCUAGGAUGUCAAAUUGCGCUAGGGGGGGACGCGUUUGAUAAACAAGCCAGUAUACCCGCCCAUACAGUAGCUGUCUGUGGAGUGCUCAAGAAUUUCAAUACUAUUGAAGAAUUUAAGUCUGCCGAUAAAUUGGCCCUCUUCAACGGACUCGCAGACGAACUCUGGACUGCGGUAAACUCAGAAACUGCAUUAACCGAUUUAUCGUACUUGAACAAGUUCUUGGUUUUAACCUUUGCCGAUUUGAAGAAGUACAAAUUCUUUUAUUGGUUUGCAUUCCCAGCCCUUGUUGCCAAACCGGCAUGGGAGAUCGAUUCGUCGGGAUGGCUGUCAGCUGAAGAACGGCUGGGAGGCGAAAACUUGCUAUCUAUCUACGAUUCGUUUUCAGACCUCUCCCAGGGUAAACCUUCUCAUCCACCAUAUUUCAUUGCACGACAAUCUGCCAAAUCUGGUUACGAAGUAUCGAGUCUGUCUGAGUGGAACUCAUUUUUUAAAGACACGCCUGAAGAUAAGCGAAUCCUAGGAUUCGUGGACCCAUCAGCCAAUCCUCAGAGUCCAGGGUGGCCUUUGAGGAACUUGUUGACACUCGUCAACGUCCGGCUUGGAGUCAAAGGGCCAUUAAAUGUACUAGCGUGGAGGGACACUGAGGUUACGGGACCCAACCAUAGUUGGCAUAGUCGACUUGGCGUAGUGUCCAUACCUGGAGUAGAACAACUCGAUCCCCAGGUAAGACCUACCGCGGUAGGCUGGGAGAAAAACACCCAAGGGAAGCUCGCUCCCCGUCUGGCAGACCUCGCUCCGAUGAUGGAUCCUGCCCGCUUGGCAGAUCAAGCUGUUGACUUAAACCUUAAACUGAUGCGGUGGAGGAUUCUCCCUGGUCUAAACUUAGAGAAGGUCGCCAAGACCAAAUGUCUGCUUCUUGGAGCCGGAACUCUGGGAUGUUAUGUUGCGCGUACGCUCAUGGGUUGGGGAGUGCGUACUAUUACAUUCGUAGACUCGGCACGAGUGUCUUUCUCCAAUCCAGUUCGGCAGCCCUUGUUUGAAUUCGCGGACUGUCUUGAAGGUGGCAAACCCAAGGCUGCUUGUGCCGCCGAAAGCCUCAAGAAGAUUUUCCCUGGUAUGGAUGCGACCGGAAUAGAUAUGUCCAUUCCAAUGCCGGGCCAUCCGAUCCCCCCCGCACUUUUGGAAAAGACCAAAACGGAUGUCGCUCGACUCGAGGAACUUAUUGAUAAACACGAUGCUGUUUUUCUCCUCAUGGAUUCACGAGAGAGCCGGUGGCUCCCUACAGUUAUUGGCGCAUCAAAGGGAAAGAUUGUGAUGAACGCCGCCCUUGGAUUUGAUUCAUUCCUUGUCAUGAGACAUGGUGUCCGUGCAAGUAGGGCAGAUGGAGAUUCGGCCAGACUUGGAUGCUAUUACUGCAACGACAUUGUCGCCCCUGCGGAUUCAUUGUCCGAUCGUACUCUUGACCAGAUGUGUACAGUCACUCGGCCAGGACUGGCUGCUAUUGCCUCGAGCACGGGGGUCGAAAUUUUGGUAUCACUUCUCCAGCACCCCAAAGGGCUCAAUGCACCUGCACCUAAACCCGGGGAUGAAAGCUCUGAGAGUAUUCUUGGAGUUGUACCUCAUCAAUUACGAGGAUUCCUGGCUCAAUUCAGCAACAAGCUCAUCACGGGGGCAGCUUACGACAAAUGCACGGGUUGCUCCGAGACAGUCCUAAAGGAGUACGAGUCUCGCGGGUUCGAAAUGGCAUUGCGUGCGUUUAAUGAAACUGGAUAUCUUGAGAAAUUAACAGGGCUCGACAAGUUACAUGCUGACAGCGAAGCAGCAAUGGAAAGCGUUGACUGGGUGGAAGGGGGUGAUGGUGAAGGCGAUGAUGAUUUCUAA
This is a messenger RNA of Rhizoctonia solani, 2055 nucleotides long. RefSeq names its product ubiquitin-like modifier-activating enzyme ATG7. Gene Ontology annotation, cellular component: phagophore assembly site; cytoplasm. Gene Ontology annotation, molecular function: Atg12 activating enzyme activity; Atg8 activating enzyme activity. The transcript is spliced from 11 exons. The record is from RefSeq and is a predicted model, not a curated record. The coding region runs from base 1 to 2055 and encodes 684 amino acids. NCBI's taxonomy places the organism in Eukaryota, Fungi, Basidiomycota, Agaricomycetes, Cantharellales, Ceratobasidiaceae. Gene Ontology annotation, biological process: cellular response to nitrogen starvation; autophagosome assembly; autophagy of mitochondrion.